Clupea harengus (Atlantic herring) is the source of this 8998-nucleotide messenger RNA. It is a transcript of the gene strc1, whose product is annotated as stereocilin 1. NCBI's taxonomy places the organism in Eukaryota, Metazoa, Chordata, Actinopteri, Clupeiformes, Clupeidae. Gene Ontology annotation, cellular component: cell surface. The record is from RefSeq and is a predicted model, not a curated record. Gene Ontology annotation, biological process: cell-matrix adhesion.
UGCCAUACUAUUCCACCACUUCCUCCUCUUCAGUGACUCCCAGCCGCCGUCUCGCCUGUCUCCCAGAGUCCUGGCCUACGUUGUCGGGAGGAUAUGCUCAGGCGUUGAGGAAGAGAACAGCAUUUUUAAGGGGGGGGUGGGGCUGUCCCGACACCAUGUAUGUCUCCUAAUGGACAAAGAUGAACUUGGUACAUGUAAUGUUUUUAUCUUGUCAUUAACUUUAUAUAUAUUUUCUUUUCCUUUUUUUUGUAACUUGUAUCUGUAAAGUUGGUUAAAGUGUAUUAGCAGAUGGUGUCACCUUGACUACACCUGGAUCUGCUUCCUGCCUCCGCCCCAAGCAAGCGCCCACUGAGAGACAGAUAAGCAGACAGCUCGAUCCCAAGGAUUCCUGUUUGAAUGCAGGCUUCCCCUCCAUCCUUUCAUGUGUCAAGACUGCAAACCUUCACUUCGCCAUCCAUGGAAAGCCAUGUUCUGUCCAUGUGAAAGACAAAUCUACACGGGAAACUGGUGCCACCAUGAGCCCUGACGACCCAGUAUCCUCUUCUCUGAGGACAUUGGCCACCUCUGAUCAUGACAAAAUUAUGCAAAUGUGUGGCAGCCAAGUCCUGUAGCCAGCAUCCCCCCCCCCCCCCCCCCCCCCCCCAAAUUAUAAAUUGUUUUCCCCAAAAUAGGAGAUAUGGGUGCAACUCGCCCCUACUAAACCCAGGCACUUUUCUUACCAAGAGAGCUUAUUUUGUACAAUUGUUUAAAAGCAGUAGCAGAGUGAUGCUUAAAAAUAUAUAAAAGGAAGUGGCGUUGGAGGCAUUUGAAAAUGUACAACCAGUUCAUUUUAUGUGCAUUACCAUUUGUAUUGUACAAUGGGGUUUAUUGUACGCAAAUACAUGCAGCUUCAUGUAAGAAAAAAAUCCUUAAAAUAAGGAAACCUUUUGUAUUUUUGAGUUGAAAAGGCAUGUCAUAUCUACUUUUUAAAUGUAUUAAUGAAGAUUUAACUUUACAAGAGAUGGAGUGUUUUUUUUUCUUUUCUUACUGUAUUGUCUGUGUAUGGACGUUUAGUUAGGGCACUGUUGUAGAGAAAAUCUUUAGCAUGUAGAAAAAAAUAAGCCUGUUUUGUGGGGAAAGUCCUUCAUUAAAUUUUAAUCCUGGCACUUUUUCUGCAUAAAAAACGGAUUCCGAGCUGAUUUAUUUUCUGUGAUCUACAUUUCUGUAGUGAUUUGGGUGGCUGUAUUAGGUUUACAGUAUUCAUAUACCUGUAUUAGGUUUGCAGUAUUCAUAUACCUGUAUUAGGUUUGCAGUAUUCAUAUUUACCUUCGCCAAUACCGGGCCGAUUUACAUGAAACUUGUUGCAGGACUGGAGCGCGGAAGAACCUGCGGGAUGGGGCUUUGGCGGAGGUCUGUUCUCCGUGUGCCGUUUUUUUUUUUUUCAGCAGGCUAAAUGGGGCUGAGCUGAAGUGUAGGCCUACUGAACCUCCAAGCGUUGACAGAGGGGUCUUGCAUGUUUAGGUUACUUUAGAAACAUAAGGUUUUGAAAUGGUAAGAUUUAUGAGGUAGGCUACUUAUUUAAAGAAAUUAACAUUGCGUUGCCAAGAACUGUAGAUAUGUAGCCUACUCGUUUGUCCAUGUUGUUGCUCAGGCGCACCUUAGUAUAAAACGCUUCAAAUCUUUAUCAGAUGGGGAAGUUGGUUUAGUUCUUCCCUCUAGUAUGCCUUCGUCCGGCUUCUGCUAUAAGCCUCCUCAAAUAUCAUUGGUUCACUAGAAGCCGGUUUCAGUUACCGACAAUGUAUGGAGUGCCGACGGUCAACUCGCAGUAUUAAAUUUUCAAGCCGUCGGCCACCUAGCUGAAAUCCGUUCAGUGUAGUUCACAGCCAAUCCUUCGCACCUUUUUUCUGUUGUUGUCUUUUAAUUAGACCUGUUCUAGGGGUAGAGUGUCGGGCGGGAACGGGAGCCGUGAUAGAUACGACAGACCGGUGGAAAUGUCCACCUUUUCUUGUAAGAGGAGUCACCUAGCUCAUCAAUGGGCACAAAAACUCCCUACGAGCGCUGGCUCGGCAGGUAAGCCACUGUUGUCAAGCUCGAAAGAAUUGAGUAAAAGUUGUUGUCGAUUUGUUUGUUAUUGGUUUAAGUGAAAUAACUACGUUUUCCGGAAAGAAUGAAUAGAAAUUAAUGUGUUUAAAAAUGCAGCUUCUCUGCAUAUUGUGAAAGUUUUAAAUUCAUUUGGAGACCCCCCUAUUUAGCAGCGUCGGGGGUUUUCCAACUGGCAAGAUGCGCAUAAUUAAUUUGGCAAUCGUCACCUUGGGCAUCCUAGGUAAGACCUGUUUCAAUCUGUACACAAUUAAAAAAAAUAUAUACAUUUUGUUACGUUACGUGUUACACUCAGGAUAUGGCUUUUUUCUUCUCUAAUUUGUAGGAGUCGUCCUCUGUGAUCACUCAUCGCACUCUGGAACUCCUACUAUAAAAAGAAAAGGAGACCCACGAUCACAGAGUGAUAAACUGUUUGAUGAGACGCUAGACACAUUGUUAAAGGACAUAAAUGAUCUAUCCGGUGGAAAUGUCAAUCAAGAAUACACUGCAAGAGGGUUUCCGUCCGAUUUAAACAAAGCUGAAACCACCGGAGCUGGUGAUGUGCGCUCCGCGCUUGGGGAGAGCAGCUACGGCAUCUAUUUCGAUAUUUUAAGUAACGUUUUCGCCAUGUAUCAACCUCUGCUGAGAGAAAGAUUCCUGGACGAACUACCGGAAAGUCUGGUGUGUAUUUUGUCAGAGCGGAGAGACUGCAGCCUCGAGGCCGAAUUAACACGGAUAGCAAUCAGUGCGUCACAGGGGCCACUGCGCUCGUUCAUGGCUUCAGCUCGAAGUCAAACGUGUCCACGGUCGAAAUCCUCUACCAGUUCAAGCUUUUUAACGUCGUACUUUCGAGUGGAAGACACUACGCUGAAUCAGAUUAAUGCGUUUGAAGACAUGCUGAUCACUGCUUUGCUCAAUAUAAAUGCAACUAAUAAUUUCAUCUCGUCAUGGAACAACUUCAUUGACCUGACCAUGCCGCCCAUAGUUUCCUAUGUCUCUGACUUUUUGGUGAAGGUUCUUCAAACCCCAAUGGAUUUUAUAAAGAUAGCCUUGCAACUGGGUAUCGACAUACCUGCCUUGGAUCAAAGAGAACAGUGCCCUCAAGGUGAUGUGAAACAACUCCUGAUGUGGGGUAUGUUGCACAAUCUGAACUGGUCCUUCAGCGAGGCUAUCCUGGACAUGUUCUUCGCCCCUGAGCCUCCCCUGUGUGGCUUCCCUGGAGCAGACUGCCAGAGCACCCCCCAGUUCAGCCGCAGCCUGCCCUCCAACACGGACGACCCCAACCACCUCCUGAGCUGCGACCGGACCAAGCUGGCCCACCUAAACGCCACCAUGUGUGCCGAGCUGCUGCAGGCUCCCCCGCAGACACCCUCUACCCUCUCCACCCUCUGCAAGACACUCAACUGGCUCUCCCCUGAGGAGGUGAAGCGGGUGUGGGGGAACAGCUGCUAUGCUGUCCAGUCCCUUCUGGCUCCCUUCCUGGAUGAAGCCGCCUGCAGCCAGGACGCUCCGAGCCCAGAGACCCUGCCGCAGGCCCAGCAGGAUCCCUCCUCCUCCAGCACCACCACCACGCUCCGCCGCGUGGCCCGCUCCAACCGCAGCCUCAAGGAGCUGCUGUGCGUCUACGAGAACUGGACCGAGCCAGGCGCCGUGGAUCCGAGCACGGUGACCCUGUGUGCCGAGAACUUCCAAGAGGGGUUUGUGCCGCACGUCUGCAGGGACGUCCAGAUGUUUAGCACCCUUCUGGCCGACGCCAAAAAUAUGUGGCUGUGGGGCUACUGUUUCAACAACUCGCAGGACUUCAUGGUGAGCCAGCACUGCGCCUAUGACACCUGGACUCUGGAUAAAACCCAGCCGACCUUGGUGACCCUCUGCUGGACCUUCGAGCACGAGCGGUUCGAGGAGCUGCUCUGUGGCUUCAACCUGGAGUUCUUUAAUCUGAUCUUCUCCAACCCGAAGAACACCUGGCUGCGACCCAACUGCACGCAGCCGCCGGAACAGGUGGACGUGGUUACCCUGGUGGCCGAAGCGUGCCAGUACGGUGCGUGGGACGUAAUGGCACCAAUCACCGCAGAGCAGCUUUCCGUCUGCAUCCAGAACGAUGAGUCGGGCUUCCGGGGACACGUGUGUGGCAAUGCCACGUUCCUCGCCGUCCUGCUGAAAAAUGGCGCCCUUGGGUGGGUCAAGGAGUUCUGCACCUCCGCCUCUCCGAUCCCCCCCACGGAGCCGCCGCAAAUCAGCAUCCUGGAUUGGUGUGACUAUGCGCAGUGGGGCGAGAACCCCAUCGACUCGUCUGUGGUGGGUCUCUGCUGGCAGAUGGACCAGCUGGGCUUCCAGAAGAAUGUCUGUUGCAAUGUAGCCCUGUUUGAGCGCCUGACCCUUGACCCGCUUAAUGAGUGGCUCACGUCUGUGUGCACUGAGGAGAAGGAGAAGGACAACAUUGUGGCCCAGACAUGUCUCUACUCUGAGUGGACCCGCCCCAUCAUCGUCGACAUGACCGACCUGGCGCUGUGCGCCGAUAAGGACACGGAGAACUUCACGCAGAAGGUGUGCUUGGACAGGGUGGUCCUGAGGAACCUCUUAGCCAACCUGGACAACACGUGGUUGCUCCCACACUGUGCCAACCACAGUGACAUUGACGGGGGUAUCGACCCUGCCCAGCACUGCCAGUACAGGAGCUGGGUGGUGGCCUUGCCUGACUCCUUCCUCCUGGCGUUCUGCUGGGACUACGACCAGGCCAACUUCGUGUCGUCCGUCUGCACGAACCCAUCGGUCCUCUCCCUCCUCAGACAGGAGAGUUCAAGUGUGUGGGUUGGCACCCUUUGUGCCCCCUACACCCCCAGCCCUGGGGGGAACACAGCCACCAGCACCUCCUCCGCACCUCCCAGCAGCACCACCUCCUCACCUCCCACCACCUCCUCCUCCUCACCUCCCACUACCUCCUCCUCCUCACCUCCCAACACCCCCCCCUACCCCUGCCCCAUCCGGGAGGUGGUGCGGAAGCUGAACUGGUCAUGCAGCGCGGACUUCAAUGCGGUGUGCCACCCGGGCGCCAGCGAGCUGCAGGCGCUGCAGAUGCUCGUGCGCUGCGGCAUGGAGGUUCUGCAGCCCCGCGUGGACAGCCUGCUCACCCAGAACGUGGCCUCGGUGCUGGGCCAGGCCUCCAGCCUGUCCGUGGUUCUCCUGGUGGCGCUGGAGGAGAGCAAGCUGACCAGCAUCCGCGUGAUGGAGAACAUCCGCCUCAGCGUGCUGGAGUCUGUGCAGCGCUACAUGGAGAAGGAGAGCAACUUCGACAACAAGAGGAUUUUGCUCCAGUGUUUCGGGAAAGUGCUGACCAGCCUGAUGCAAACAGGAAGAGAUGUGCCCAGUGACACCUCUUUCCUGAUCAAGGAGUAUUUCCGUAUCCCGCUGGACAAGCUGCGGGCCGUCCUCAGUGCCCUGGACACAAGCACUCUACGGACCAUUCUGCAGUACUUCAACAGGAACCGGGACGCGCUAGAGCUGUCGGAUGCGUACCUGCAGACCAUGGUGUCGGUGCUGUUCCACACACACCUGGCACGGGACGCCAGUCUCUUUUCUGACCUGACCGAUCUGUUUGCCAUAGCCUCUCCAGCAGACAUCCAGGCCCUGCCGGCCACGCAGAGCGACCCCAAAGUUCUGUGGACCAUAAACUCCCUCCUGCCGUCUCUGUCUGCGGAGCGGCGUAGUGCGUUUGGCAGGUGGUUCGCCCGUGCCGUUGGCCCAGCCAACCUGACAGCCGGCAGCCUCUCCUUCAUCAGCGACACAGGCAACCUGAUAGCCUACCUGCCCUUCCACCGUUUCCAGCACCUCUCACCUGCUCAGCUGCUGGAUGGUUUGGACGUGUUGCUGAGGAACACACUCACUCCCUUGCAGCAGCGGUUCAUGGCUCAGAGUCUGACCGGAACAUUCCAGAACCUCACAGCCGAUCAGCUCAGGAGGUUGGGAAAUGUGACGUGUCUGGCCAACUCCAAAGACCUGAUGCAGUACGUCGGCACUGAGGCCUUCACUGCCAUCCAGAAGAACGUGAGGGAGUGUGUGGCACAGGGUCUUAGAGUACCCAGCAACAUGGUGUCUUCUGUGAUAUUAGCGGUGUCCAACCUGAGCUCUCCCUCCACCCUGAGCGCAGAAAGCCUCUCUGAGCUCUCGUACUUCCUGCCUCAGCUCGGCACAGACUUCCUGUCCAAACUAAGCCAAUCACAGCUUGACUCUGCCUUGCCCUCCCUCGCAUCCGUACCUUUCUCACCUGCACAGGCAGGUGUCAUUAUGGACAAGCUGUCCACCACUGUCAUUCUGACGCAGCCGGGGGGUCUGUCAACCCUGGGCUCCCUGGUGAGCGGUGUGCGGGUGGAGACCCUUUGGGGGAUCCCCUCCGACAGUCUCCUCUCCGCCCUGCCCAACAUCAGCCUCCACCAGCACGGCCUCAGCCCCCCACAGGCCAACGCCAUCACCACUAAACUCUGGGGUUCCCCUGAGGUGACAAGCUGGCUGGAUAAGUUGGAGCCCUUCCUGUCCAGCACCCCCUUACUGAGCAUGCUCCCCCGCAAAUCCCGCCUCAUCAGCAACAUCACGUCCGCAGGCACAAAGGCCUGGACCACCCAGCAGGCCAUCGCUCUCUUUGAGGAGGCACAGAAGCAGAAGAAGUCUGUCAUGUCUGUCCAGGACUUCAUGCAAUUAGGUACCAUAGCACCAGGCGUGAGCUGUAGUGCCAUGAACCGCAUGUUUAAGGACACACCCUCCCUGGACUCCAUGCUGGAGGUCCUGCACUUCCUCCGAUCUCAGCCUGUGCCCCUGCACACCUCACUGAAAAAAUGCAUCAUUGAUGAGUUGUACCAGUUUGAUUUCUUCUCUGACCUGCUGGGAGAGCUUGGAGCCCAGAUUGCUCUGUCCCUUCCGGUGAGCACCAUUAAAAAGUUCCCUUCACCCAUGAUGGAUGACCUCAGGAAGAUGGUCCUGCAGGAACCACGGUUCUUCAUGCUGCUGCCCACCACCAAACAGCUGCUGCUGGUGGACAAGAUGCUGCAGAGGCUGAACAUGUACACUGGCGUUUAUACUGAGGAGGAGUUCCGUGGCCUGGGCGUCAUGGCGACAUACGCGGCAGAUGACAUUUUUGUGCAGGUGGAUCGUCAGUUCUUCCUGGACAGCCUGGAGCAUCUGCAGGGUCUCUGCUAUGUGGGCACGAAGCAGGGCCUGGUGGCCCAGAUACUGCAGGAGGACAGCACCUUUGGUCCGGUGCAGAACUGGACCUCUGAUGUUCUGAUCCAAGUGAGACGGUUUCUGUUCUUCCUGUCAAAGGAUAAACUUCAGCUAAUCCCCUCGGCGAUGAUGACCCAGGAGCGCAUUGAGAGGCUGUUUAUGAGCCAACAGCAGUGGGAGGAGGAGAGUAAGUUUGGCGCCCUCUGUAUGCAGAGUAUGACGGUGCAGGAGCGUCAGGAGCUGUUCGAGAAGCAGCAGUUUGUCCUGCAGUUCUUCCUGGGGUUCCUCAGAGUAGACAGAGCACCAUCAACCCUGGUGCCCAGCUGUGAGAGCCUGUACGUGACUCGCACCUCGGCCUGGAGCAUGGACAGUCUGACGAGCAUGCCUGCUGCCAGCUUCGCCCGCUGCCUGGAGCUCAUGGGCAGAGACCGCUACCUGACCGCCUACCAGCUCCAGACCCUCCUGCAGAGGGCCAAAGAGGUGUACGGCAGCGCCUCCAGCUUGUCCCCCUCCGUGAUUGGCCAGCUGGGCCGCCUGUCCUCACAGUUCUCCGUGGAGGAGCUGGGGCAGCUGAACUUGUCGGAGCUGAGGGCUGUCGCCGCCCUAGGGGACAUCAACAGCUGGAGCAGCCGGCAGUUGUCUGUGCUGUUUCUGACAGUGUUGAACUCUAGCAAACUAACCCCCAGUCAGCUGGACUCCAGCACUCUGGUUGCCCUGGGAUACAUCAUCUGUGGGCUCGAGGCUCCACUCAUGCGUAACCUUAAUGCUGUGGAGUUCAGUAAGGCUGUGUUGUGGCUAGGCCGCCUCAGACUGCAGUGCUCAGAGGACCAGCAGAGGGCGCUAGUAGGGCUGCUCAGCCACAGUCUGGCUUUCGGCCAGAUCGGCACAUGGGGAACCAGCGAGUUCCUCGAGAUAGGAGCUGUCGCAGUGGGCCUGUCGGACAUGGAGAUGUCGUCUCUGGUGAGAGAGCAGAUCGAAGGGCUCACUCCGCUCGCCGUGUCCCUCAUCCCUCCUGAGAAGUUUGCUGUGGUGUUUCGGCCCGUGCAGAUAAGUAUGUUCUCGUACGGGCAGGCCAUCGUCGUGACGAAGGCCCAGCACUCUGCCUUGACUGCAGAGCAGCAGACUGCUCUGUCAAUGGUCCUCAACCCCUGGAAGGACAAACCAGUGGACUUCAGAGGGAGGUCAUCAGGGGUGGCUGUUUUUCCGUGCCCUCUGUGUCACCUGGGUGAACUGCUGAUGCUGCUGUCACUGCAGCUCCUCUUCGCCUCCCAAGCUUGAUGCAUGGCCUACAUUCUCCUCCUCCUCCUCCUCCUCCUCUUCCUCCCUCUCCUUCCUCAACACGUGCAGUAUACUCCUUAAAAAACAGCACUUUACACUGACUGUCAUGUUACAAGAAUGAUGUGAUGUUAAGUAUUGUUUGAUUUUGAAAUUUCACCAAAGACCACAUUCAGGAAGUAAAUAAUAUUAUGAGUGAAGAUAAAGAAUGCACAGCACUGAAUGUUGUUGUAUAAUUGUUGUUGUUAGGCUAUUAUUAUUAUUAUUAUUAUUAUUAUUAUUAGUAUUAUUAUUAUUACCACUACCUGUAGGUAUGUUUAAGCCUAUUGUGUGCUAUUUCUAUUUAUAGUCACAUCCCCUCUGUUGGUAUGCGGACUUUUUAUUUUCUUAUAGCCUGCGCAAUUGAUUAUGUUAUCAUUUAUUUAUCGAUUAUUUAUUUAUUGUUGUUUGU